Molecule: messenger RNA, 916 nt
Organism: Plectropomus leopardus (leopard coralgrouper)
Lineage: Eukaryota; Metazoa; Chordata; Actinopteri; Perciformes; Serranidae
Gene: hsd11b1la
Product: hydroxysteroid (11-beta) dehydrogenase 1-like a
Cellular component (GO): intracellular membrane-bounded organelle
Molecular function (GO): oxidoreductase activity
Source: RefSeq, a predicted model, not a curated record
AUGGGAACUUUCACAAAAAUCAUAUUUACUAGUGUAUGUGUGGCUUUCCUGGCUGUCAAGUGGACUGCACCAAGCUUUGAUGCAGGGUCUCUCAGAGGUGCCAGGGUAAUGGUGACUGGGGCCAGUACUGGUAUUGGUGAGCAGAUAGCAUAUCACUAUGCUCGCUUUGGUGCCCAGAUAGUAAUUACAGCAAGGAGGGAGAAAGUGUUACAGCAGGUGGUAGAGAAGUGCCUAAGUUUGGGAGCCGAGAAAGCUUUCUACGUAGCAGCAGACAUGUCCAGUGAGUCCGAUCCCGACAAAACUGUAGAUUUUGCUCUGGAAAAGCUCGGAGGGUUGGAUUACCUGGUUCUCAACCACAUCGGCCCGAGUCCCUUCAGCAUGUGGGAGGGAGACGUGGAGCACACCAAGUGGCUGAUGAAGGUCAAUUUCUUCAGUUACAUUCAGAUGACUUGGAAAGCUCUGGCCUCCCUAGAGCAAAGUAAAGGAUCACUGGUGGUUGUUUCUUCACUUUUAGGUAAAAUGCCCAGUCCCUUCGUGGCACCCUAUACCUCAACAAAAUUUGCCUUGAAUGGUUUCUUUGGGGCCCUUGGACAUGAGCUGGCUAUGAAGAAGAGCAAUGUGUCCGUCUCUGUAUGCACACUGGGGCUCAUUGAUACUGAAUCAGCUAUGGAGAAAGUCAGGGGAGUCACUCGUGUGCCAGCCUACCCUGCCACAGACGCAGCCUUGAACAUCAUCAAAACAGGAGCUACGAGACAGCAGGAGCUCUUCUACCCUUGGUUCACCCAAAUUUUGACUCUGACUAAAGACUGGUUCCCCUCCAUGACAAACUAUGCCAUCCAGAACUCCUACAUCUACAGCCCCUGACAAACAUUAAUGCUCUAAUAAAUAUAUAUUCCACACUGCACAUUUAGCCUUA